Messenger RNA from Frankliniella occidentalis (western flower thrips), 1094 nucleotides. RefSeq lists its product as uncharacterized. The transcript has 4 exons. NCBI's taxonomy places the organism in Eukaryota, Metazoa, Arthropoda, Insecta, Thysanoptera, Thripidae. The record is from RefSeq and is a predicted model, not a curated record. Bases 648 to 1064 code for a protein of 138 amino acids.
GGGGGGGAUUGCCAAGUUCAGCGUCUCAUAGCGCCUGAUAGGUAGGCAACAUCUUGCUUGUAGAGCUUGCGUGUAUUGCGGGAUGGCCUACCCGGAGUCUCGCAGGCGCCGAACCUCCCUAAUUUUUCGACAAAAAGACAAAAGUCCGCUCGGCACCGCAAAUGCUCACGUCCAUCUCCUAAUCUCCCUCCCCCCAGUAAAAUGGGGGAAUUUACCCCUCAUACAGAACAACUUGUAAGCCCAGGGCAUCUGUCAGUAACGGGGGGCGAUCGAUUGUGGGCGAGAGCGGGGUCCGCAAGCAGGACGCAGCGGUCGAUUGCAGGGGGUCUGUCAAAAUAAGAUGCGGUUUGGCCGACCGACCGACCGUCAACCUCGGAACGACCAGGAUGACUGAAACAUCGUGUUCAGGGGUUUUCUCGCACGCUGAGUCCAAAUCUGGUAGUGCCGAUGUCGUCCGGGCCCCCCGGGGACGUCAUUGGGGACCUCCCGAGCACGCCGAUGACACUCCCACGACAAAUACGAUUCGGCUCAAAACGUCGUGUACCCCGGCUGGUGCAUAUUUCUUAAAAGUCACCAAAUAUAAUUAUUAUUAAUAGCAAAUCGCCCAUAAUAGUUUAUUAUCCAGAUCAAUUCACUAUUAUUGUCACAUGGCACUUCCCUGGCGUUGCCGCCUGGAGCCACACAACGAUGCACGGGACGGGAAGCAUCCCCAAAGGAUCACAUCCUGGACAAGUGAGGCGGGAUUGCCUACCCCAGGAAAGAAUCACAUUCCGCGACCACGAUAUGUCGGAACUCUGCCCAGAAAUGUUCUUGACAUGAGCAAGAGAACUCUAUGGAGUCAUUUUACCCAAAAGAAUAGGAAGAUCGGCCUGGAGGUGCACCUGACUUGGACAUCAGCAAAGCAGUCUAUGUGUCACCUGCUGUAUGCUGAGUUGGCGUCGCAGCACGCAGCAGGAGGAAUCGCACCUUUUUCUCAUGAUCGCAGGAAUGAAUCUGGUAUUCAGAUUCGUCCCAAGUCACCAGCAGAAACAAGCCGGCUACUUGAGGAAGACUUAAGCUUAUAAUGUUAGAAACAAUAAAGAAUUAAAAUACUA